UGAACCCUUGUUUCAGGGAGAGAGUGAGAGACGGAGAGAGCGCACGGAAGAUAGAAAAUGUCGGGCUGGGAUGAGGGAGCUGUCUACUAUAGCGACCAAGCUCACUCAUGGGACGAUCGCGGUGGAGACGCUCCCACGGCAGCCGCCGACAACCACACUAUCCUCCAGAAAUUAAAGGAGUUCAUCCGAAACUUCGAGACCGACAAGAAUGUGUUCCCUUACAGAGAAAGCCUUGUCCAUAAUCCCAAGUUUCUGGUCGUCGACUUGGAAGAUCUUGACGCCUUCGAUUCUGACCUGCCUGCCAAACUCCGCUCCAACCCGGCUGAUUACCUUCCACUGUUUGAGAUGGCGGCUGCUCAAGUUUUGGUGAGUUUGAAGACGAAAGUGGCCGGGGAUACUGGGGUUAUGGAAGACCCAGUGACUGGGGAUGUGCAGAUUUUGCUCACUUCCAAGGAGGAUCCGGUGUCAAUGAGAUCCCUCGGGGCUCAAUAUAUAUCAAAGCUGGUUAAGAUAGCGGGGAUUACGAUUGCUGCAUCAAGGACUAAAGCGAAGGCAACUUAUGUCACCUUAAUAUGUAAGAAUUGCAAAAAGGGGAAGCACGUUCCAUGUCGGCCAGGACUUGGCGGCGCUAUUGUCCCUCGUUCAUGUGAUCAUAUUCCUCAGCCAGGAGAAGAACCAUGUCCACUUGAUCCAUGGCUUGUGGUUCCUGAUAAGAGCAAGUAUGUUGACCAGCAAACCUUAAAACUACAAGAAAAUCCCGAGGAUGUUCCGACUGGGGAGCUUCCCAGAAACAUGCUUCUCUCUGUUGAUCGUCAUCUUGUUCAAACAGUGGUACCUGGCUCAAGAUUGACAAUCAUGGGAAUCUAUAGUAUCUAUCAAGCUUCCAAUUUUUCUGCAGCCCAAAAAGGAGCUGUCGCAGUUAGACAGCCUUACAUUAGGGUUGUUGGAAUGGAACAAGCAAAUGAGGCCAACUCUCGAGGUCCAGCUGCAUUCACACAAGAAGAGAUAGAAGAAUUCAAAAAAUUUGCUGCUGAACCUGAUGCCUACAAAAAUAUAUGUGCCAAGAUUGCUCCCUCCAUAUUUGGUCAUGAUGAUGUCAAAAAGGCUGUGGCUUGUCUUCUCUUUGGAGGGUCCAGAAAGAACUUGCCUGAUGGAGUGAAGUUAAGAGGUGAUAUCAACGUAUUGCUUCUUGGGGAUCCAUCAACCGCAAAGUCUCAGUUUCUGAAGUUUGUUGAAAAGACUGCUCCUGUUGCUGUUUAUACUUCAGGGAAAGGGUCAUCAGCUGCAGGUCUCACAGCUUCUGUAAUUCGAGAUAGCAGCUCUCGAGAGUUCUAUCUUGAAGGAGGGGCCAUGGUCUUGGCAGAUGGAGGUGUUGUUUGCAUUGAUGAAUUUGACAAGAUGCGACCAGAGGAUAGGGUUGCCAUUCAUGAAGCUAUGGAACAGCAAACUAUAUCCAUAGCAAAAGCAGGAAUAACGACUGUUCUUAACUCUAGAACUUCUGUGCUUGCUGCUGCCAACCCUCCAUCAGGACGUUAUGAUGAUCUUAAGACUGCACAGGAUAACAUUGAUCUGCAAACAACCAUUCUUUCUAGGUUUGAUUUAAUCUUCAUUGUGAAAGACAUCAGAAUGUAUAGUCAAGACAAGGUCAUAGCUAGUCAUAUCAUUAAGGUUCACGCAUCAGCUAAUGCAACUACUGGUGAGAGUAGGGUUUCUAAAGAAGAGAACUGGCUCAAGAGGUAUUUGCAAUAUUGCCGAGCUGAAUGUCACCCUCGCCUGUCAGAAUCUGCAGCGACAUUACUGCAGAACAAUUAUGUCAAAAUCAGACAGGAUAUGAGGAGGCAGGCAAAUGAAACUGGGGAAGCUGCUGCAAUACCAAUCACUGUAAGGCAGCUGGAAGCUAUUGUUAGACUGAGUGAGGCUCUUGCAAAAAUGAAGCUGUCUCAUAUUGCCACUGAGGAGAAUGUGCAAGAGGCAAUAAGGCUUUUCACCGUUUCUACAAUGGAUGCAGCUAAGUCUGGAAUAGCCCAACAAGUAAAUCUUACGCCGGAUAUGGCAAAUGAAAUAAAGCAAGCCGAAACCCAGAUAAAGAGAAGAAUUGGAAUUGGAAACCAUUUAUCAGAAAGAAGGUUGAUUGAUGAUCUCGUUAGAAUGGGGUUGAAUGACUCUAUUGUGAGGAGAGCUCUAAUAAUUAUGCACCAGAGAGACGAAAUAGAAUACAAGAGAGAAAGGCGUGUUAUAUUCAGGAAAGCAUAAUUUGUGAAUUUUCCUUUGGAAUGUUUUUGACAAGUGACUUUAUAUUUAUGUAAUAGUUUGUGAUUAUAGAUAUAUCAUUAAUUUUUUUUAAAUGAGCGUGGACGCUAAUUUCAAUCAACCGUAUUCAAUCCUGUGCAUUGUAACAACCACGUUCAUGUUCUGAUUAUGUUUAUACGCUUGAUCCAAGUUAACAGGUAGGCAGAUUUGCAA
This is a messenger RNA of Prosopis cineraria, 2463 nucleotides long. Its product is annotated as DNA replication licensing factor MCM5. Gene Ontology annotation, molecular function: single-stranded DNA helicase activity; 3'-5' DNA helicase activity; ATP binding. Gene Ontology annotation, cellular component: nucleus; MCM complex. The transcript has 18 exons. Gene Ontology annotation, biological process: double-strand break repair via break-induced replication; DNA replication; DNA replication initiation. Bases 58 to 2253 code for a protein of 731 amino acids. Lineage: Eukaryota; Viridiplantae; Streptophyta; Magnoliopsida; Fabales; Fabaceae. The record is from RefSeq and is a predicted model, not a curated record.